Megalops cyprinoides (Indo-Pacific tarpon) is the source of this 1963-nucleotide messenger RNA. It is a transcript of the gene znf277, whose product is annotated as zinc finger protein 277. The record is from RefSeq and is a predicted model, not a curated record. The coding region runs from base 23 to 1336 and encodes 437 amino acids. Lineage: Eukaryota; Metazoa; Chordata; Actinopteri; Elopiformes; Megalopidae. The transcript has 12 exons.
CACGUGACAGGUGGAUGACAGCAUGGCUGCCCGCGGAGAUGAACGGAACGUGUCAGGCAGGCAGGACUCGAUCCUGGAGCCGCUGUCUUUCCCGGAGCGGCCGGGUCACCGCCUGUCUCCGGAGCCCGAUGUCAUCGUGCCCUGCGUCCUGUGCAGCGAGACCGCCCCUCUGCCCGAAAAGGAGGCCCUCCUCAGGCACCUGGUGCUGCAGCACAAGCUGGUCAUCGCUGAUGUCAAACUGAUCGCCGAUUUCCAGAGGUAUGUCUUGUACUGGAAGAAGAGAUUCACAGAGCAGCCAAUCACCGAUUUCUGCAGCGUGAUCAAGACAAAUUCAGAGGGCCCUGUUGAGAAGCAGGAGCACUACUUCCUCCUGUGUGACGCUCUGCCCGAGGACAGGGUGCUGAGAGAGCAGCUACAGCAGAGGCGGCUGGAGGAGAUCCUGGAGCAGCAGCAGCAGGAGCGGGAUGACCACAGCUUCCAGCGCACCUGCCUCUUCUGCUGCGAGGAGUUCACCGGAAACAGGUCACUGCUGCUGAACCACAUGGCGAAAGAGCACUCCUUCAACGUGGGGCUGCCAGACAACAUCGUGUACUGCGCGGAGUUCCUGAACACCCUGCAGGCAAAGCUGGAUAAUCUGCAGUGCCUGUACUGUGAGAAGACCUUCAGGGACAAGACCACCCUAAAAGAUCACAUGAGGAAAAAACAACAUCGCAGGAUCAAUGCUAAGAAUCACGAGUAUGACAGAUUCUACGUCAUCAAUUACCUGGAACUGGGAAAGACGUGGGAAGAGGUUCAGUCGGAGGACGAUCGUGACAUGGGAGAAGACCAGGAUGACGAUUGGUCUGACUGGCAGGCCCACCCUGUGCAUGCCGUCUGUCUCUUCUGUGAGCACCAAUCAGAAACCAUGGACAAGAUUUAUGCCCACAUGCAGGAAACCCAUGGAUUUGACUUUCACAAGUUAAAGGCAGAACUCGACCUCAAGUUUUACCAGCAGGUUAAACUAGUGAACUACAUCAGGAGGGAGAUCCACCAGGGCCGUUGCUAUGGCUGCCAGAUGAAGUUCGGCUCCAAAGCUGAAGUGCUGGCUCACCUGACGGGAUCGGAGCACAUGAUGGUGCUGCCGGAGAAGUCUGACUGGGACCAGCCACAGUACUACUUUCCCACCUAUGAGAACGACGCGCUCCUGUGCGCUCUGUCCGACAGCGAGAGCGACUCGGAGUCAGCUGACCGCGGCAGGGACGUCCCUGUGAUCGCCGAGGACAUCUCAGAGCUGCGCAUGCUGAAGCAGACCAGCGUGCUCAAGCAUCUCCUGCGAGACGGCAGCAGCUGCAGCUAACGCUCGCUCUGCAUGCAUGCAGGCUGCAACGGGGCACAGUGCAGAACCCGGGGGACUGUGGCACUUGGGGAACCCUGGUACUGAGGGAACCCUGGCACUUAUGGAAUUGAGGCACUCGUGGGGUAAAUGGUACACUUUGGUGGCACACUCUGUCAGUCACAGGCAAGAGACAUUGAAAAGUGAAGCAGAAAGACAGGAGCGCUGGUCAUGAAUGUUGAUGCGAAAGCCAAGAAUGGAGAAAGCCGUACAUCUGAGGGAAGGAAUCCGUGACAGAUACGUGUGUGGAAUAAAGCAUGCAGACCCAUGUGUGAUCUGUAUGUAUGCAAGCCUGCUGGGGUGAUGUAGCCUGAGGCAAAGCUAGGGGCUGUUGCCACCUCCACAGGAAUGUAUAUUGUAUCCUGAGGGUACACACAGCUUUAAGGGCCUUAAUCUGCAGAUGCCAUAGCUGCCAACCACAAAUGCAUAUCAAAACUCAAAUAAACAUUUUCAAACGACUUAGAGAAUACACACACACACACAAACAUUGUCUCCAACUGUCGUUUGUGAUGAUUUGAGUGUGUCUACCAUGUUCUGUAAGAUUAAUAUUCUGACUGUAUGACUGUAUUUUUAACCUAAACCUGCCAUGUU